This is a messenger RNA of Cylindrotheca closterium, 3474 nucleotides long. Lineage: Eukaryota; Bacillariophyta; Bacillariophyceae; Bacillariales; Bacillariaceae. The record is from the annotation of a GenBank genome assembly.
AUGACCAGCUCCAUGAUGAUUGCUAAAAUGUUGCUCAGGUCUUUCUUGCUUCUUCAGGUGCUACAAACGAUAGUUUUAGCGCAGCGCACAGAAAUCUUUCCGCCAGGUCUUGAAUCUAACUUUGCUCCUGGUCUACAACAAGUAUCCUUAGACCAGCAAAAUCUUCCAUGCACUCUAUAUGACAACGUUGUCGAAUUCGCGGAUGGGACAGGAACAAGUGAAUGGACCUGUGAAGUUUUUGGCCAAGACGCCAAGAAUGCUGGAAGUAGCAAAAAAUUCUCUACAGCUCGGGUGGAGGGAAUGGAGCAUGUUCUAGCUGCCAAUCCAAACAUUCAAAGCGGAAAAACCACUCUUCUUGCACGAGGAGCUGCACUUUCCGAUUACAAACUGACCAUCGAUCCUGGUAUCCCGCUUACGUUCGGAGAAGUCGAUCCAACAGCUAACCGUAGACGACGAAGGCUUGCAGCCACAAGCGGCGCUUUAGAAGUCCUAGUGGUACGGGUGUCCACUAAGGAUUCUGUCUUGCCACAGUCAAAGGCAGAACUCAGUGGCGAUGUCUUUGGAACACUGGGAACCGGCGAUACCCUCAACUUGAAAAGCAUGGUGGAAGAAUGCUCCGCCAACGAGCUCAGAGUCAAUCCGGGCACCGGGACUGGCUCUUAUUGUGCCGAGAAUCCGGAUGCCGUCUUUGAUGUUCCACGCUCCGAUCUAGAUACCGUUUACAACUGUGAAUGGUUCACAAAAUUCCGCUUUGCUACAGAGGGAGAUUUCUGCCCUGUAUAUGGUGACGCUGGACAAACAUUUCCAACUGUGGAUGAUUCCAAAACGGCCAAGACUGAAUGUUGCAUUUGCGGUGGUGGAACUACUGUUAACUAUGACAACAACGUGGAGGACGGAGUCAUCGAUUUGCUAGUACCUUUCUUUGGCUACGGAGCCACUUACAAACAGGUCGAGACUGCUGCCUUGGAAGCGCUGGAGGAUCUCUUCGGUGUUGACAGGCUGGAUGAAAGGUUUGAUAACGUUAUGCUAUGCUUGCCUUAUGGGUCCUUCAGUCCUAAUGACACCACCAAUAGAGAUUGGAUCGCAUAUGCUGGGAUUGGAGGAUACCGUAGUGUGUACAAUAGUGUUGCUUGUUCCAAUGAAGUCACUCAGAUGCACGAGAUUGGGCACAACUUUGGACUUCGCCAUGCAUGGGACGGAGGUGUAGAAUAUGCGGACGAGACUGGAGCCAUGGGCUUCACAAGUGGGGCGCAAGAUGAUGACCCAUUCGGAAACAGAAAGUGUUUCAAUGGUGCCCACUCAUGGCAGCUAGGCUGGUACACUCCCUUCAAUGUUGAAUUCGAUCCCUUGACCACAAACUUUUCUGGGAAUCUAGUGGGGGUAGACAGAGUUCCCAAUGUGGUAAACGGUUGCGAGAAUGUUGUCUUGAAACUGAGCCACCCGAUUGAAGACUACUACAUUAUCUACAAUCACGCGGUGGGGGCGAACGAAGGCACAAAAGAAUACCAAAAUUUGGUCACGGUAACUUCCAUGCCCAGCACCACAACCCCCUACACCUAUCUCAAGGCGACCUUGGGUGAAGGUGCUGUUUACACAAUUCCCAACUGGGCCAACAGUGGACAAUCCGUGACAAUUACGGUGACAUCUAUCGACACGGAUGCUGCCACUGGAAGUGCGGUUGUUGAAGUAUGGAAAGGAGGACUCGGCGAUCGCCCACCGCCACAAGCAAGUGCUUGCGCGCCGGGUCCAGCUCCAGUGUUUGAUCCAACCUCAGGACCCACAAGUGGACCAACACCUGUGCCUACAUCUGGUCCGACUAAUGUUCCAACUAUUGAGCCUACACCUGUUCCUACGUCUGGUCCAACUAGUGGACCGACACCUGUCCCUACCUCUGGUCCAACAUCUGCACCAACAAGUGGGCCCACACCUGUUCCUACCGCUGGUCCGACGUCCGGACCAACCUCUGGCCCAUCAUUAGCUCCGAAUCCGGAGCCAACGUCUGGACCCACGUCAGGUCCCACGCCCGCUCCAAGUCCAGGCCCAACGUCGGGACCAUCGAGUGGGCCGACACCUGUUCCUACCUCUGGUCCAACCUCAGGACCAACAAGUGGCCCAACCUCUGCCCCUACAUCUGGUCCUACACCAGUACCCACAACUGGCCCUACAUCCGCCCCUACCGCAACUCCAAACGCGGAACCUACAACCUCUGGACCUACAUCUGGACCAACUUUGAAUCCAACGUCUAGACCGACGUCUGGUCCUUCAUCCGGACCGACGAGUGGCCCAUCCUCCGGCUCUACACCCCAACCAACUUCAGGUCCUACGUCUGAACCGACAUCUGGUCCUACAUCUGGACCAACCAGUGGUCCAUCCUCUGGUCCUACUUCAGCGCCCACCUCUGGACCGACAUCUGGUCCUUCAUCUGUACCAACGAGUGGCCCAUCCUCCGGCUCUACACCCCAACCAACUUCAGGUCCUACGUCUGGACCAACCUCUGGUCCUACGUCUGGACCAACCUCUGGUCCUACAUCUGGACCAACCAGCGGUCCAUCCUCUGGUCCUACUUCAGCGCCCACCUCUGAACCGACGAUUGGACCAACCUCUGGUCCCACUUCCGGGCCCACAGCUGGCCCUGUCUUGUCUCCAGUCGCACCUUCAGUUGCAUCCCCAGUUUUGUCUCCCGUUGCAUCUCCAGUUGCAAACGACGACGAGCCGGAAACCGAGGUGACUGGUGAUCCCCAUUUCAAGACAUGGAAGAAUGAACACUUUGAAUUCCAUGGGCAGUGUGAUAUUGUCAUGAUUUCGGACAAGGACUUUGCCAACGGCCUUGGCAUUGAUAUUCAUAUCCGUACCAAGAUUGUUCGAUUCUGGAGUUACAUCGAAAAGGCUGUCAUCCGCAUUGGCAAUGACAUUCUUGAAAUCGAAGGAUUGCCCGAUUUUUCUGCCAGCUAUUGGAUCAACUACGAACACAUGGGCGAGUUGUCUGAUCUAUCUGGCUUCCCUGUAUCCCUCAAUGAUAACACCGAUCGGUACACAAUUGAUUUGGGUAGUCUGUACCCAGGAGAAAAGAUUGUGAUCAAAACCUUCAAGGAGUUUGUUGGAGUGAAAAUUCUUGGUGGGUCUGAGACUUCUUUCGGAAAGUCUAUUGGUAUCACUGGUGACUUCAAGACGGGCAACACCUAUGCUCGCGAUGGAAGCACUGUAUUGAAUGACUUUACCGAACUUGGAAACGAAUGGCAAGUCCUUCCUUCUGAUGGACACUUCUUCCAUACAUUGUCUCGGCCACAGUUCCCAGAGAAGUGCAUGGUGCCAGAAAAUCCACAGGGAGAACGCAAGCGUCGAUUGGGUGAGAGUACUGUCUCAGAAGAACAAGCUGAAGCCGCUUGUGCUGGACUUGAAGAUGAGUUCAGCCGCAAGGGUUGCGAAUACGAUAUCUUGGCUACUCAAGAUUUAGAAAUGGUCGGCGCCUAUUAG